UCUCCAAGGUCCUUCCCACCACAAACCAUUCUCUGGUUGCUUGAAUCAUAUUCCUCCUGCAGUGGACCCCCAUGCCUUAGACUCCCACAGUGCCCAGAAGAUGGAACCCACCGCUCUGUGACAUCAGCCCCGGCACCGAGGGCACCAAGGACACCGUGGCUGCUGUGGGCAUUGCGGCUGUGGCUGUGCUGCUGCACGGAGCCCUCAGUGCUUGCUGCUCACACGAGCCUCUGGCAGCCAUGAACUGGCUCAGCCUCCUCGUCCUGCUGACCGUGGCCGGGCUGGUGCACGGGACAUGGGACAACUGCGGGUAAGUGGCCCCAGGCCCUGGCAGGGAGCCACGGCAACACUUGGGGCCUGCCCUGCAGGGGCCCCGCCUGUCCCCCAUGGCCGGGCCACAGCUUCCCACCCACCAUGGGACAGCCUCAGCUCCUUGCCAGCAGCCAGGUGCUGGCACGGACAGACACACAGCCCAUGGGCUUCCCUGGCCUGCUGUGCCUGCAAGCCCUUGUGGGAAGGGCAGAGAGCUGAGCUUCAGCCAUGAAGCAGCAUGGAAAUCACUUUCUAAUUGCAGAGGGAUAUGUGGGCUCCGACCCAUGGUUUAUGAGUAUGAGUACAUGGCUCAUGAUGAUGAUGCGACACGCGUUGUGGGUGGUGCAGAUGCCAUGCCAGGGGCCUGGCCCUGGAUUGUCAGCCUAAAGCAUCCUGCAAUACCAGGCACAAGACAUCUGUGUGGAGGGUCUCUCAUCACUGCAGAGUGGGUCCUCACAGCAGCCCACUGCUUCGACCCCAUCAGGGAUAUCGGCAUGGUGUAUCUGGUGAUUGGGGCCACCCAGUUGACUCAGCCGGGCCCUGGGGCACAACUGCGCCGUGUUAAGCAGUUGGUGAUACACCAGUACUACAAUCCUGCUGACUAUAGCUAUGACAUUGCCCUGCUGGAAUUGGACCAUCCUGUUCAGUGCAACCCCUACAUCCAGCUGGCCUGUGUGCCUGAUGCCACACUGAGAGUGUCAGAGCUGCAGAACUGCUGGGUUGCUGGCUGGGGUUCCACUGCUCCAAGAGCACAGACAUCAAGUGAUCACCUGCAGGAGGCCACGGUUCAGCUCAUCAAUCUCAAGAUCUGCAACAGCAGCCGCUGGUACGCAGGGAAAAUCCAUAUCCACAACUUGUGUGCUGGUUACCCACAGGGCCUCAUCGACACGUGCCAGGGCUACUUCAGGCAUCUCCAGCUGAAAUUAAUCUACAGCAGCCUGUAA
Parus major (Great Tit) is the source of this 1256-nucleotide messenger RNA. Its product is annotated as acrosin-like. Lineage: Eukaryota; Metazoa; Chordata; Aves; Passeriformes; Paridae. Gene Ontology annotation, biological process: acrosome reaction; proteolysis. The transcript is spliced from 4 exons. The record is from RefSeq and is a predicted model, not a curated record. Gene Ontology annotation, molecular function: serine-type endopeptidase activity. The coding region runs from base 387 to 1256 and encodes 289 amino acids.